AUGCCACCGCAGCCGGAGCUUCCUGAGCCGGCACACCCAGGAGUUGAUUCGAUGCUGAGCCGCAAAUUCGGAAAGGAGAUUGCUAAUUACUUCUCUGGGUCCCCGUUGAACCGCGUGGGCUUCCUCCGUCCUGACCACCAAUUCCUCUCGUCCGCACUACAUCACCCCUCUACCACAUUUCUGCUCUUCAACACGCUCGAGCCGCUCGUGAAGUCGGGCACUGAGCUCGCGCGCUGCAGCUUCGCCGAUGUAGAGCCUAUCAUUGGCGAGAACCCGUUCGACAAGUCCGAAGACGACCUUAUCGCCCAGUACAACUCGAGUUUGUAUAUUCCGCAGGUCAUAUUCCUGGGCCUUGAGGAGAGAAAGGAGGGCUUCGUAUACAAAGAUCACUACAAGGGCCAGCCUUGGUUUGCAGUCGAUGUCACGCCGCAGGAGAGCGUAAAGGAAAAGGCGGAGGAGUUGAUCCAGAAGAUGAAAGAGCAGGGAUUGGAUUUCAGCAAGGGCAGGAUGCACUUGAAUUUGCCGCCCGAGGAAGCGGCCAUCUAUGCCGAGGCCCGCCACCUGCUCGACUGGAACGCGCGGAACCCCUUCUGCGCCUCUUGCGGCUACAAGACUCUGUCUGUUAAUGCUGGCUUCAAGCGCACGUGUCCGCCAAAGGACAUUGCAUCCAGUGUCAACCAAGGCGAGCGCCCGCCCUGCGCAACCCGCACCGGCAUCUCAAACCUGUGCUUCCCGCGUACAGACCCUACCGUCAUCAUGGCGGUAGUAUCUGCCGACGGCCAAAAGAUUCUACUAGGCCGUCAGAAGCGCUGGCCGCCGAACUGGUACUCGACGCUAGCUGGAUUCCUCGAACCAGCUGAGAGCGUCGAGGAAGCUGUUCGUCGCGAGGUCUGGGAAGAAUCGGGCAUUCACCUUGGUCGCGUCGUCAUCCACUCUACUCAGCCCUGGCCUUACCCGGCCAACCUCAUGAUUGGCGCGGUUGGCCAGGCAAUUCCAGAAGGAGAGACGAUCCAUCUGGGACAUGACGCCGAGUUGGAGGACGCCAAGUGGUUCACUACUGAGGAGGUUAGGGAGGCGUUGCGCGUCGGCACUAGCGGGCUGGGAGAGGGUCCAGGGUCAGAGUAUAAGGAGGGUGGAUUGAGGUUGCCGCCCAGGACGGCGAUUGCAAAUCAGCUUAUGACUGCUGUUGUCAACGGAUUCGCGAGCGGAAGCCCCAUGAUUUAA
Molecule: messenger RNA, 1224 nt
Organism: Exserohilum turcica Et28A
Lineage: Eukaryota; Fungi; Ascomycota; Dothideomycetes; Pleosporales; Pleosporaceae
Exons: 3
Coding region: 1-1224 (407 amino acids)
Biological process (GO): NAD+ catabolic process; NADP+ catabolic process
Cellular component (GO): cytosol
Molecular function (GO): NADH pyrophosphatase activity
Source: RefSeq, a predicted model, not a curated record